AUGUUCUUCUUAUUCUUUUUCACUUUCCUUUUCUCUUUCUCUCUCUCUAUCUUUUUUUUCUGCAAAAGACUUAGACGACAGCACAAAGCCCAUGACGACCCUUUACUUAUCGACCCAUCUUUAUCGAAAUUGAUCAGUGGAGCUCGAAAGACCGGUGAAGAUGGCCCAACCCAUUUCUCCCAUUCGCUUCUUCUCGAUAUCUUGCCCGGUGUUCUGUCUGGUGGCGACCAGGAUAAGAUCGGGUCGGGUCACGGAGAAGAGAGAGACGGGUCGGUUGAGGAUUUGAAAAGGGUUAAAAAGAAGAAGAAGAGGGCGAAGAAGAAGAGAUUAUUAGAUUUGAAGAGUGAAGAAAAUGGUUGUGGUGGUGAUUUAGAGAAAGAAAGGGAACAUUCGGGUCCGGGUCCGGGUCGGAUCAAGCCGGAAUUGGUAUGUCUGUACCCUUUUACUUCAACGAGUAGUGCUACACAGAGGAAGAUCAAGCAACAGUAUGAUCAGCUUGUCAAGUGCAAUGAAAGCAAUGGAUUGACAUUAGCUCAGGCAAUGGUACUUGCAUCUUGUUUGAUGCACUUAGGUUGUGAAGCUCUAAACAUGAAGAUUAAAGAUAUGGAUGUGAAGCGCAGAGGUUUAAAGCGAGCCACAAAGGUUGGAGAAUUUGCUAAUUGCUUGAUUGAGGCUAGAACCGAGUUGCAACACAAGUCUGAGGUCAUCAAGCGUAAGUUCACAAUAACAAAGGCUCUGCUAUUCAAGGCAGACAGAUCUUCAAUUGAUCGGCUUCGUCAACAGAUAUACAAGCUAGAGUUAGAACAAAAAAGAUUGGAAGAGGAUGCUUUUGUUUAUAAUUGGCUUCAGCAACAGCUUAAACUCUCUCCAGCAUACAAGAAGGUGAGAAUUGUAGAGAAAGGGAAGGAAAAUGAUAGAGAUGCCUGCAUGGAGUUGAAGGCCAAGUCUGGAGAGGUAAUUGAGAAGAAAGAAACUGAAUUUGCUGAUAUUUCCUUUGAAGAGCUAUUAGCACAAGAAAAGAAGGAUGCGUUUUGGCAGAAAAAUGGCAAAUUGCGAACAUACUCAACCUGA
Molecule: messenger RNA, 1071 nt
Organism: Dovyalis caffra
Lineage: Eukaryota; Viridiplantae; Streptophyta; Magnoliopsida; Malpighiales; Salicaceae
Source: the annotation of a GenBank genome assembly